Molecule: messenger RNA, 1614 nt
Organism: [Torrubiella] hemipterigena
Lineage: Eukaryota; Fungi; Ascomycota; Sordariomycetes; Hypocreales; Clavicipitaceae
Source: the annotation of a GenBank genome assembly
AUGCCUAGCCUUGAAGAGAGAAAGAGAGUCGGACAGCUCUUUGCUGUAGGCUUUCACGGCCACGUCGUCGAUGACAACAUUACAUCGCUGAUUCGAGACUACGGUGUCGGCGCGAUUGUUUUAUUCAAGAGAAACGUCAAGGAUGCUACUCAGUUCCAAGACCUCUGCAUUGGCCUGCAGCAGGUGGCCAAGGACGCCGGUCAUGAACAACCCCUCUUUAUUGGCAUUGACCAAGAAAACGGCCUUGUCACGCGCAUUUCGCCUCCUGUGGCUUCUCAACAACCUGGUCCCAUGGCAUUGGGUGCAUCUGGAUCUCUCGAAUCGGCAUAUGAAGUGGCCAAGGCGACGGGCGAAAUGCUGCAGUUCUUUGGCAUCAACAUGAACUAUGCUCCUGUGGGAGACAUCAACUCGGAGCCUUUGAAUCCGGUGAUCGGUGUUCGCAGCCCUGGCGAUGAUCCGCAAAAGGUUGCCGAAUUUGCAUCUGCUUGUGCUCGCGGAAUGAGAGAAACCAGAGUUGCCCCUUGCAUCAAGCACUUCCCGGGGCACGGCGACACCGCUGUGGACUCUCACAUUGGCCUGCCUGUUAUACCCAAGACACGAGAAGAAAUGGAUAAUGUUGAGCUGGUACCUUUCCGUCAUGCAGCUUCAGAAGGAAUUGAGAUGAUGAUGACAGCGCACAUCUCUAUGCCAAAGCUAACAAAUUCGGAUAAGCCAGCCACUCUCUCACCCGAGGUGAUGUCUCUUCUCCGAAACGAUCUCGGCUUUCAGGGUGUUAUAAUGACGGACUGUCUUGAGAUGGAUGGAAUCAGAGCUACAUACGGAACAGUCGAGGGCGCAUUGAUGGCAUUCCAGGCUGGCGUAGACAAUGUCAUGAUUUGCCACACCUACGAUGUACAGACUGCUGCAGUGGAUCGAAUCUGCGACGCUAUUCAAAAGAACGAAAUCACAUCGAAUCGCAUCGACGAGUCUCUCCAGCGUCUCGCAGCACUAAAGUCAAAGUUUACCAACUGGGAGGACGCGCUCAAGCGACGCAGCCACGAGGAAUUGGCCGACAUUAAUGCCCGCGGCUUUGCCGUAGCCAGGAACGUCUAUGCCGAUGCGGCCACUAUUGUCCGUGCUACGACAGACCUUAUCCCGCUUUCAACAACAGCCAAGACUAUUUUCCUGUCUCCUGGCCGUAAUAUACCGGUGGGCGGUGGAGCUGUUACCGGAGACACGGAUCAGCCAACUCGAGUGCCAUGGAUUUCCAACGAGUUUGUGGAAAGAAUCAAGGCAUACUCCCCAGACCUUGAGAAUAUUCAAUUUACAGAAGAGCCUCUGACCAGCGAACAAUGGAAAGCCAUUGAGAAUGCGGACAUAGUCAUUUUCGCAACGCGAAAUGCCAAAGAGGCAGUGUACCAGCGAGAUUUGGGAAUGCAAUUGGCGCAGCGAAGAAGCGGCAAGCCUGUCGUUGCGAUUGCCACAUGCAACCCGUACGACUUUUUGGAAGACAAGGAGAUUGAAAACUAUGUUGCAGUAUAUGAACCUACCGUAGAGGCAUUCUCUGCUGCUAUUGAUAUCUUGUACGGCAAGAAGACGGCUAGGGGCAAACUCCCCGUGGCAGGAGGAAUUUAG